Messenger RNA from Acomys russatus (golden spiny mouse), 4251 nucleotides. RefSeq names its product cadherin related family member 2 (gene Cdhr2). Gene Ontology annotation, biological process: homophilic cell-cell adhesion. Gene Ontology annotation, molecular function: calcium ion binding; cadherin binding. The coding region runs from base 158 to 4243 and encodes 1361 amino acids. The transcript has 32 exons. Lineage: Eukaryota; Metazoa; Chordata; Mammalia; Rodentia; Muridae. Gene Ontology annotation, cellular component: plasma membrane; catenin complex. The record is from RefSeq and is a predicted model, not a curated record.
CACCGUCACCAUCUCCAUCACCAGUUUGCAGCAGGACCCUGGGCUGGGUAUCUAGGCUCUUCCUUGGCUAUGGUCCUGCCUGUCUUCCAGUACCGGGGCCUUGCCUACUCCAGCUGCAGCCUGUGUCUUCUGAGGAGGUGUGGUCUCUCCAUGGUUAAUGAUUGCUCAGAGGAGGCGGAGAUGGUGCCAAAGUCUGCUGCCGUGUUCUGCCGGCCCCAGACGGUGCCCACCUGUGCCUGGUGCACAUCACUGCCUCUGUGCCCCUUCCAGGGGCUGUCCAGCUCAGCUGCCUUGGAGGCUCUUAGCCUGGGGUACCUUCAAGAUGGCUUGGCUGUGGCUCCUCUGUGCAAUACUUCCUGCCUUCAUGGUCUCUGUGACAGCCAAUGUACCACCAGUAUUUGGGAGCAAUAUGUCAGUAGUGACUCUGGCAGAGGACUUACCAGUGGGUGCUGUGGCCUUCUGGAUAGUGGCUACAGACCGUGAUAAUGACCAGCUGACCUACGGGAUUAGUGGCCCCAAUGCCUACUUCUUCUCUGUCACCACAAACACUGGGGAGGUGAAGCUGAACAGAUCUUUGGACUAUGAGACACUCAGUCACUUCCAGGUCAGCGUCUCCGUGAGUGACGGUCACUACCAUCCAGUGCAGAAGGACCUGCGCGUGAUUGUGCAGGACAGAAAUGACAACGCACCUGUUUUCCUGAACACGGAAUUCACCGCCACCAUCAGCGAGACCCUGCCGGUCGGCUCUGUGGUGUUCUCUGUGCUGGCUGAGGACAAGGACACCGGGACAGGCGGUGUAGUGCAGUACUUCAUAGAUAAUGUCAUCCCCAGCACAGACAACAGCAAGACUCUCUUCCACAUCCUGGAAAACGGCUCCAUCGUGUUAAACGGCAGUCUGAGCUAUAACAACAAGAGCGCCUUCUACCAGUUGCAGCUGAAGGCCUGUGACUCAGGAGGACUUUUAAAUAACAGCUACAUCAUCCAGUGCUCCCAGCCAGUCUUCCUGUCCAUCUCAGUGAUUGACAUGCCAGAUCUGGACCCCCAGUUUGUCAGGGAGUUUUACUCAGCCUCUGUGGCUGAGGACGCUGCUGUGGGAACCUCGGUGCUGAAGGUGGAGGCGGUGGAUGGCGACAAAGGCAUCAAUGACAAUGUGACCUACAGCAUCUCCAAUUCCACGAAGCCUACGUGGUUCAACAUUAUGGAAAAUGGAGUCAUCAUUGUCGACGCCCCUCUGGACAGAGAGCAGCUGCCUAAGGAUAAUGAGGAAGUACAGAUACAGGUCACGGCCACUGAGGAGAGUCUCAACAUCUACGGUCAGCAGGCCAAUGUGAGCAUAUGGGUCACAAUAAGGGUGACUGAUGUCAAUGACAACAAGCCAGAAUUCUACAACUGCACCCUCCCAGGAUGUUCCUUUAGCCCCCAAGAGGCCCAGGUCAACUUCACAGGCUAUGUGGAUGAGCAUGCUUCAGCCCGAAUCUCCAUUGACAACCUGACCAUGGUGGCCUAUGACCCAGAUCAGGGCGACAAUAGUAUCUUCCUGCUGGCCCUGGAUGGCCCAGAUGCUGCAGCCUUCAGUGUGUCCCCAGAGCGAGCGGCAGGGUCGGUCAAUGUGCAGGUGGUGGUGAGAAACUCAGAGACGGUGGACUAUGAGAAGGCAAAGGUGAUGUCAGUGCAGGUUGUGGCCACGGACUCAGUCAGCGGGAACAACUCUGUUGCCUUAGUGACUAUCCAUCUUAGAAACAUUAAUGACCACAGGCCCAUGUUCUCUCAGAGCUUGUAUGAACUCACUGUGCCAGAACACUGUCCAGCAGGUUAUCUGGUCACGGACAGCAUCCAUGCUACAGACCUAGAUGAGGGUGAAUGGGGUCGUAUCACCUAUAGUCUGCUUCCCGGAAAUGGAGAAGGCCUGUUUGAGGUGGAUCCAAACUCAGGGAACGUGACAGUGAAAAAUGGCACACUGCUGGACCGGGAGAAGCAGGCUAUGUACUACCUCACGCUGCAGGCCACUGACGGUGGGAACCAGUCGACCACCACUACACUGCAGAUCACUCUACAGGAUAUUAAUGACAACCCACCCGUGGUCCGAGGCUCCUACAACAUCUUUGUGCCAGAAGAGGAUGGCAAUGUCUCUGUGACCAUCCAGGCCCAUGAUGAUGACCAGCCAGAAACUAACAAUAGCCGCCUGCUCUUCAGCCUGCUGCCUGGGCCCUACAGCCAGAACUUCUCCUUAGACCCCGACACAGGGCUCCUCAGGAAUCUGAAACCCCUGGACCGAGAGGCCAUUGACCCUGCUCUAGAGGGCCGCAUCGUACUAACUGUGUGUGUGGCCGACUGCGGUGUGCCUUCCCUCAGCACUGAAGUCAAUGUCACCAUCACUGUGGAGGACAUCAAUGACAACCUGCCUGUAUUCAACCAGUCCUCCUACGAAUUCCAAGUGAAGGAGAUGGAUCCAGGAGCAUUGGUGGGCACAGUGAAGGCCUGGGAUGCUGACCAGACAGAAACCAACAACCGGAUCAGCUUCAGCCUGUCUGGGACUGGCGUCAACAACUUCAUGCUCCGAGGCGAUGUGCUGGACCAGGGGUGGGCAGAGGGUCACCUCUGGCUGCUCCCUGAUGUGAGCCUCGAUUAUGAGACCCAGAGGUUCCUCAAUCUGGUAGUGAGUGCUGAGAACCCAGGCCCCCAGGGCCUCAGCUCCACAGCAAACAUCACUGUGGUUGUGAUGGACGUGAAUGAUGAACCGCCUACACUAGAUGCAGACUCGCUCCAGCGCAUCUCUGUGGCCGAGAAUGGCUCCCAGCAAGGCCAGGUGGCUCAGGUGAUAGCCCACGACGUGGAUACUAAAGCCUUGCUGAAGAUAGAGCUAGUGAGCGUCAUCUGCACCAAGGAUGGUGUUGAUGUGGGCAGCGUGUGCCACGGCUGGUUCUCUGUGGUUGCCAACGGCUCUGUGUACAUCAAUCAGAGUGAGGCCAUCGACUAUGAGGCUUGUCACCUGGUCACUCUGGUGGUGCGGGCAGAAGACCUCACCACAGAUCCUGGCUUUGAGGCUUACAGCAGCAACGGAAACCUCCUCAUCAACAUUGAGGACAAGAAUGACAAUGCUCCGUAUUUUCUGCCUGACAACCAGACUUUUGUGAUCAUCCCAGAGCUUGUGUUGCCCCGCCAGCAGGUGGCCUCUGUCCGGGCCAGAGAUGAAGACUCAGGAAAAAAUGGGAACAUCAAAUUCUCCAUCCUGAAAGCAGAUUUUGUCUCCAACGAUGGGGCUAUCAACCCUGUUCAGGCCUUCCAGAUUACGUCCUCAAUGGAAGCUGACUUGUUCAUUGGCAGCAUCUAUCUGGUGACCAACCUUGAUUCCACUAUCCAAGGCACAUACCAGGUGACAGUCCAGGCCCAGGACCAGCCUGCUGCAGAUCCUGCACUGGAAGCACAGACCACCCUGAAUCUCUUCACUGUGGACCAGAGCUAUCGCGUCAGGCUGCAGUUCUCCACCGACAAAGUGGAUGUGGGUGCCAACGUGGAGGAGAUUAAGGCGGCUCUUAUCCAGGCGACCAGGACAUCUGUCUAUGUUGUGACGAUCCAGAACAUAGACUCUAUGGCUCGGGCCCAAGUCCACUCUUACAUGGAUGCCUACUUUGUCUUCUCCAAUGGGUCAGCCCUGACACUUAACGAACUGAAUAUGAUGAUCCGGAAAGACCAGGAUGCACUGAAGCAGCUGCUGCAACAAGGGCUGGUGGUGGUGAGCUCCCAGGAGAGCCAGGAGUCUGAUCAGCCGAAACUGCUCACCAGUGUCAUCAUAGGACUGGUAGUGGCUUUGGUGCUGGUCCUCGUGAUUAUGGCCACGGCCCUCCUGUGUGUGCGGAAGAGCUAUCACCGGAAGCUUCAAGCUAUGAAGGCUGGCAAGGAGGCCCGGAAGACACCAACAGAGGCAACAACUUCAACUGCUGCUAUCCCUGGAACUAACAUGUACAACACUGAGCGGGCCAACCCUGUACUGGACCUCUCCACCAAGGAUCUUGGAUUGGAGUACCUCUCCUCCAGUGACUUGGACUCUAACAGCCUCAAUUCCCUAGACGAAAACUCCGUGGACUUGGACAAGGACAGUAAGGAAUUGAAGAAGACGCUUCCACACAACCCGUCUGAACCGGACCCAGAGCCCCUGAGUGCAGUGCUCUCAGGAAGGCCGGCGGGCGGGAGCGGACAGCAGCUGUCCUUCACCAACCAUGGCCUGGACACCACAGAUCUGUGAUAGCGACC